Molecule: messenger RNA, 4377 nt
Organism: Lachancea mirantina
Lineage: Eukaryota; Fungi; Ascomycota; Saccharomycetes; Saccharomycetales; Saccharomycetaceae
Source: the annotation of a GenBank genome assembly
AUGCCCACAAUCAGACAAGAACUGCGACAUUCCAGCUCUGGGUCAGAAAAUGAAAAGGCGGAAUCGCUGUACGUCAAAAAUGAAGGCAAACUGGACAAAGUUGCGACGCAGAACAGCUACUACGAGGUGGACAGAAACAGACCUGAAACGUUCAUGAAUAGCGAUGACCUUGAAAAAGUGACUGAAUCCGAGAUCUAUCCCCAAAAGCGGAUGUUUAGCUUUUUGCAUUCCAAAAAGAUACCGCCGAUCCCGACAGACGAAGAGCGGCCCGUUUACCCGCUAUUCCACGCAAACUGGAUCUCCCGCAUCUUUUUCUGGUGGGUGUUCCCGAUCCUGCGUGUCGGUUACAAACGUACUUUGCAACCCGGCGAUCUGUGGAAAAUGGACGAUCGUAUGUCCAUCGAGACUCUAUACGCAGAUUUUGAGCGGUACCUGGAAGUUUACCGGGAGAAAGCGCGCGUCCAGUAUCGCAAGGAACACCCUAAUGCCACAGAAGAAGAAAUCAUCGAGAACGCAGUGAUGCCCAAGCACACGCUCGUAAAAGUGCUAUUAUACACGUUUAAAUGGCAAUAUUUCUUAGCGUUUGCAGCAAUGGCGCUAUCCAACGCUGCGUCUGCGUUUUUACCCAUGGUCACCAAGCGUCUCAUCGAUUUUGUAAGCGAAAAAUCAUUUUAUCCGGGUCUCAAAGUUAAUGCGGGUGUUGGAUAUGCCAUCGGAAGUUGUGUCAUGAUGCUUCUUAACGGUGUCUUGUUUAACCAUUUCUUCCACAACUCGCAGUUGACAGGUGUGCAAGCCAAAUCUGUUCUCAUCAAAGCGAUUCUCACCAAGUCCAUGAAACUUUCUGGGUUUUCCAGACACCGUUUCCCCAGCGGCAAAAUCACUUCGAUCAUGUCAACAGACUUGUCACGACUUGAACUGGCGAUCAUUUUUCAACCACUGCUGGGAGCCUUUUUCGUAGCCGUGGCUAUUUGCAUUGUUUUAUUGAUUAUUAAUUUGGGACCCAUUGCUUUGGUAGGUGUUGGUAUUUUCGUGGUGGCAAUGUUCUUCUCCGCCUACGCUUUCAAGCGAUUGAUUAGCGUCAGAAAGAAGACUAAUAUAUUCACGGAUGCGCGUGUCACUAUGAUGCGUGAGAUCUUGAACAGCAUGAAGAUGAUCAAGUUUUACGCUUGGGAGGAUGCCUACGAGGCCAGCGUUCACGAUCAAAGAUCGAAAGAAAUUUCAAAAACCAGGAUCAUGCAAUUCACACGUAAUUUCGUCACUGCUUUGGCCGUUUGCUUGACUAACAUUUCCUCCAUGGUCACUUUUCUAGCACUUUACAAAGUCCGGAACCACGGCAGGACACCUGCCAAUAUCUUUUCGUCUUUGUCACUGUUUCAAGUUUUGAGUAUUCAAAUGUUUUUCCUCCCAAUGGCGCUUGGAACAGCCGUGGAUGGUUCUAUUGCCCUCAAUCGUUGUCAGGAACUUUUUGAAGCUACUGAAGAAGAGCAUGACAUAGACGUUGAUUUCCCACCAUGUGAUGAUCCUGAUUUGGCUUUAAAAGUAGUCAACGGUUCUUUCGAAUGGCAGGACUUCGAAGCGGAAGAGAAUAGGCUAGCUACUCUGAUGGAGAUUGAAGAAAAGAAAAAGAAAAAGACAAAGUCGAAGAAGGACAAGGCUCCAGAACCGAAGCAUGAAGCUGCUUCUAUCAAACCGGGACAUUUGAGCGAUACGGAGAGGGAAUCGUUCAAAGGGUUCCACAAUUUGAAUUUUGAGGUCAAAAAAGGUGAACUCAUUAUUAUCACUGGUUCUAUCGGGACAGGGAAAACUUCUUUGUUGAAUGCCUUGGCGGGUUUCAUGAGGAAGACCGAAGGUGAUGUUUAUAAAAAUGGCUCCCUGCUUUUGUGUGGGUAUCCAUGGGUACAAAAUGCCACUGUCAGAGACAAUAUUUUGUUUGGUUCACCAUACGACAAGGCAAGAUACAAAGAAGUUAUUAGAGUCUGCUCUUUGCAAGCGGAUUUGGACAUUCUACCUGCUAAUGAUAAGACCGAAAUUGGCGAAAGAGGUAUCACAUUAUCCGGUGGUCAAAAAGCACGUAUCAAUCUGGCAAGAAGUGUUUACAAGUCCAUGGACACCUACUUAUUUGACGACGUUUUGAGCGCAGUUGACGCUAGAGUCGGUAAGCACAUUAUGGAUGAAUGUAUGCUGGGCAGACUCGGCAAUAAAACAAGAAUCCUAGCUACUCAUCAACUGAGUCUGAUCGACAGGGCCUCGAGAGUUAUUUUCUUAGGAACUGACGGGUCAUUUGACUUUGGAAGUGUCACUGAACUGAAAAAGAGGAACGCUGGGUUCAACAAACUUAUGGAAUUUGCUAAUAAGUCUUCCGAUAAGGAGGAAGGUGAAUUGGAUAGCACUGAAGCUUCAGGAGAUGACGUUAGCACUGCUGAAGAAUUAGAACAUUUUAGAGACGAUGACGGGCAGCGCGAAAUGGAUGCUUCUCGCUUGAAAAAGGAGUUGAGCAAGAGGUCAUAUGAAAGUAGUGUCGACGAAAAUGAGGCUGCUGGUCGCUUGAUGGCCAAGGAGGAGAGGGCUGUCAACAGCAUUGGGUUCGAUGUUUACAAAAACUACAUCUCUGCUGGUGUCGGCAAAAAAGGUUUCGUUCUGUUACCUUUCUAUGUGAUUUUGCUAGCGGUGACUACUUUCUCGUUGUUGUUUUCCUCUGUGUGGUUAUCUUUUUGGACUGAGGACAAGUUUAAACGUCAGGCCGGGUUUUACAUGGGCAUGUACAUCUUUUUCGUGUUUUUCAAUUACUUUUGCACGACCGGCCAGUUCACGUUGUUAUGCUAUCUUGGUUUGACUGCCUCUAAGAUGCUGAAUUUGAAGGCUGUGAAAAGAAUAUUACACACGCCGAUGAGUUUCAUCGACACGACUCCCAUUGGACGUAUUCUUAACCGUUUCACCAAAGAUACGGACACGCUUGACACGGAACUCACGGAAAGUGUUCGGCUGUUUGUUUAUCAAACGGCCAACAUCAUCGGUGUGGUGAUCAUGUGUAUCAUUUACCUGCCAUGGUUUGCCAUUGCUGUUCCAUUUUUGGUCAUUAUUUUCGCAUUGGUGGCUAACCACUACCAAAGUUCGAGCAGAGAGAUCAAGCGUUUGGAAGCGAUACAAAGAUCGCAUGUGUUCAACAAUUUCAACGAGGUGCUCGGUGGUAUUGACACCAUUCGUGCGUACAGAGGCCAAGAACGGUUCCUGAUGAAGAACGAUUUCCUGACGAACAAGAUGAACGAGGCCGGAUACUUGGUGGUGGCAGUUCAAAGAUGGGUGUCAAUUGCUUUGGAUAUGAUAGCCAUGGCUUUCGCCUUGAUCAUUGCGCUCCUCUGUGUGACAAGACAGUUCCACAUCUCGCCUUCCUCGGUCGGUGUCUUGCUGACGUACGUGCUGCAGUUACCGGGCCUUCUGAACACGCUCAUGCGCGCCAUGACCCAGGGUGAGAACGACAUGAACAGUGCGGAAAGAUUGAUCGCGUACGCCACGGACCUACCGCUGGAGGCCAACUACCGGAAGCCCGAGAUGACGCCCGCGGAGCCUUGGCCCAGCCACGGCGAGAUCGUCUUUGACGACGUGAGUCUUGCGUACCGUCCGGGUCUGCCGCUGGUGCUCAAAAACGUCAGCAUCGACAUUGGCAGCGGUGAGAAGAUCGGGAUUUGCGGUCGUACGGGUGCCGGUAAGUCCACGAUCAUGACAGCUCUGUACCGUAUCUGUGAGUUGCAUUCGGGGACCGUCAGCAUCGACGGCGUCGACAUCUCCAAGAUCGGGCUGUACGACCUGCGCAGCAAGCUGUCGAUCAUUCCACAGGACCCCGUGUUGUUCAAAGGCUCGAUCCGGAGAAACCUGGAUCCGUUCAACGAGAGAACCGACGAACAGCUGUGGGACGCGCUCGUGCGGAGUGGCGCGGUCGAGGCCUCGGAGAUAGCCGAGGUGAAGGCGCAAUCGCCGGAAACCUCGGGCGCGUACGCGAACAUGCACAAGUUCCAUUUGAGACAGGAGGUCGAAGACGACGGCUCGAAUUUCUCUCUGGGCGAAAGACAACUGCUGGCGUUGACACGUGCGCUGGUGCGCCAGAGCAAGAUCCUCAUUUUGGACGAAGCCACUUCCUCCGUCGAUUACGAGACCGACGCCAAGAUCCAGGCCAAGAUUGUCCAGGAGUUCUCGAGCUGCACUAUCCUGUGCAUUGCGCACCGUCUGAACACGAUUCUGGACUACGACCGGAUCCUGGUGCUCGAACAGGGGAGCGUGGCCGAAUUCGACACUCCCAAGGCGCUAUUCCGCGCUGGCGGCAUUUUCACCGAGAUGUGCCAGCGGUCCGGCAUCACAAGCGCGGACUUCAAGGAAAACUAG